AUGUAUGUGUUUCCUUACUGGUACUCGCUACUUCAGCCAAAUGGUGGGAGAAAGGGUUUACAAUCAUCAAGGUUAGUGACAAAGGCCUUCCACACCCAAAAAGAGACCAAAAGAGGAGAAAAAAAAGCAGGUAAGAGAAAAAAAGCAAAGAAAAAGAGGAGGAGAGAGAAAAAGAAAUUCGAAAAACAGAAAGAACAGACAAAGGUUGAAGUAAAUGGACAGACAAAAACUAAAGAUACAAUAAAUACAGAUAUACAAAGUGGCAAUAAAUUGAAAAAGGAUAAAAAACCUGCCAAUUCAUCUUCAUCGGAUGAUGCAGUUAGUGGUUUUGAUCCUAAUUCAGCAUAUUUUACCAAAGUCAUUAAUAAGAAAAAGAAAGCUACCUCAGGAAGUGAAUCGGGUGGAAAAAGAGAGCGAUCUAGACACGGCAGUGACGAUGAAACGGAAGAUUUAGACCCCGUCGUUUUACGUAGUAGACAGUUAGCAAUUAAAGGAAAUGAAAUGGCUCAAUUAGGUCAUUAUAAAUCUGCUAUAGAACUGUUUACUGAAGCCAUAAAAUUAGAUCCCAAUGAUUUUAGAUUUUUUGGAAAUAGAUCAUAUUGUUAUGAUCGAACAAAUCAAUAUGAUAGAGCAUUAAAAGAUGCUGAAAAAGCUGUCCUUACUAAAAAAUGGCCUAAAGGAUAUUUUAGAAAAGGGAGAGCACUAGCUGGAUUAAGAAUGUUCUCUGAAGCAGAAGACGCCUUUACACAAGUUUUGAAAUUAGACAAGAAUUGUGAUGAUGCUGUACAAGAACUUUUACGAGCUAGGAUAUACCAAAUAACAGAAAUGGGUUUCUCUCGAUCUCAGGCUGAAGAAGUUAUAAAAAAGCAUUCCACAGUACAGGCUGCUCUGGAUUCACUUCUGGCAGGUGUCGCGGAGAAUGCUCUGGGCGGUGAAGUUUACGUCUCUGAUGACGAUUCAGGUUUUACCACUCCAUCCCUCCCCAAACCCCAAGCUCAGAAGGAUGUCACAAAUUGGACCCACGUAAUCCGGAAGGACUAA
This is a messenger RNA of Saccostrea cuccullata (small rock oyster), 1041 nucleotides long. Its product is annotated as tetratricopeptide repeat protein 31-like. The record is from RefSeq and is a predicted model, not a curated record. Gene Ontology annotation, molecular function: protein binding. NCBI's taxonomy places the organism in Eukaryota, Metazoa, Mollusca, Bivalvia, Ostreida, Ostreidae.